ACGUUCUUUUCAAUUCAUGCUUCUUUGACCUUUUCUUUAAUAACAACACUGAUUGGACCUAGUUUUACUUUGCAUUAAGCUCAUGUGAAGUCCAUGAAAUCGGCCUCUUUUCGUGUGAUGUGUGACUGAGACGAGCCAAAUGAAGGUAUGCUAUAAGCUUUCUUCGUUGAUGCACAGUCACACAUCCAUGUUCCUUGCUACAAACUUGUUAUCAACCACCCCAGAGAACCAACUGCCAUACUACCUUCUCACUAAGUGCAUUGCUCUGUUGCAAUCCUGUGCUUCUUCCAAGCACAAACUAAGGCAAAUUCAUGCAUUUUCCAUUAGGCAUGGUGUUUCACUCCACAACCCUGACAUGGCCAAGCAUCUUAUCUUCACCAUUGUGUCCCUUUCUGCUCCCAUGUCCUAUGCUUACAACGUAUUCACCAUGAUACAUAACCCCAACGUCUUCACGUGGAACACCAUGAUCAGGGGCUAUGCUGAAAGUCAAAACCCGAGCCCUGCACUUCAUUUGUAUCGCCAAAUGAUAGUGUCUUGUGUUGAACCUGACACUCAUACUUACCCUUUUCUUUUGAAAGCUAUUUCCAAGUCAUUGAAUGUUAGAGAGGGAGAAGCAAUACAUUCAGUCACGAUAAGAAACGGGUUUCAGUCGUUGCUUUUUGUUCAGAACAGUUUGCUUCAUAUAUAUGCUGCUUGUGGUUGCACUGAGAGUGCGUACAAGGUGUUUGAGUUAAUGAAGGAAAGAGAUCUCGUGGCUUGGAAUUCUGUGAUUAAUGGGUUUGCUCUUAAUGGAAGGCCCAAUGAAGCUUUGACUCUCUUUAGGGAGAUGAGUGUGGAGGGCCUGGAGCCCGACGGGUUCACUGUGGUUAGCUUGUUAUCUGCUUGUGCUGAGCUUGGUGCUCUUGAACUAGGACGUAGGGUUCAUGUGUACCUGUUGAAGGUCGGGUUGAGGGAGAACUCGUAUGUUACUAAUUCAUUGUUGGAUCUGUAUGCAAAGUGCGGGACUAUCAGGGAGGCUCAACAAGUGUUCAGUGAGAUGAAUGAAAGGAAUGCAGUUUCUUGGACGUCAUUGAUUGUUGGCUUGGCUGUUAACGGGUUUGGUGAGGAAGCACUUGAGCUUUUCAAAGAGAUGGAGGGACAAGGAUUAGUGCCUACUGAGAUCACUUUUGUUGGUGUCUUGUAUGCUUGCAGCCAUUGUGGGAUGUUGGAUGAAGGGUUCAAUUACUUUAGAAGAAUGAAAGAGGAAUAUGGUAUCAUGCCUAGGAUAGAACACUAUGGUUGCGUGGUGGAUCUGUUGAGUAGAGCGGGUUUAGUGAAACAAGCAUACGAGUACAUUCAGAACAUGCCAGUGCAGCCAAAUGCAGUUAUUUGGAGGACCUUAUUAGCGGCAUGUACUAAACAUGGAUAUUUGGAUCUAGGAGAGAUAGCAAGAUCUCACAUAUUGAAGUUAGAGCCUAAACAUAGCGGGGACUAUGUGCUGCUUUCAAAUCUUUAUGCCUCCGAACGUCGUUGGACUGAUGUGCAAGUUGUAAGGAGGUCCAUGUUAAAGGAUGGUGUUAAGAAAACACCUGGUUAUAGUUUAGUUGAGUUGGGUAACCGUGUUUAUGAAUUUACUAUGGGUGAUAGAUCUCAUCCACAAAGUCGGGAUGUAUAUGCGCUGCUAGAGAAGAUUACAGAAUUGUUGAAGCUAGAAGGUUAUGUUCCUCUUACUGCAAAUGUGCUUGCAGACAUAGAGGAAGAGGAGAAGGAACAAGCUUUGUCUUAUCACAGUGAAAAAGUUGCUAUUGCUUUUAUGCUCUUAAAUACAGCGCCGGGGAUCCCAAUCAGGGUUGUGAAGAAUUUAAGAGUUUGUGCAGAUUGUCAUUUGGCCAUCAAACUCAUAUCGAAGAUUUAUGAUAGAGAGAUAGUUAUCAGGGAUGGCAGUAGAUUUCACCAUUUUAAAGGGGGUGCAUGUUCCUGUAAAGAUUACUGGUAAUAAUAAUAAAUUGUGAUUCAUCGUUUCAAUUGCGUGGAUUUAUGUAAUAGGUU
Molecule: messenger RNA, 2028 nt
Organism: Vigna umbellata (rice bean)
Lineage: Eukaryota; Viridiplantae; Streptophyta; Magnoliopsida; Fabales; Fabaceae
Product: Tetratricopeptide repeat (TPR)-like superfamily protein
Biological process (GO): RNA modification
Molecular function (GO): zinc ion binding; RNA binding; protein binding
Source: RefSeq, a predicted model, not a curated record